Messenger RNA from Dovyalis caffra, 1251 nucleotides. The record is from the annotation of a GenBank genome assembly. NCBI's taxonomy places the organism in Eukaryota, Viridiplantae, Streptophyta, Magnoliopsida, Malpighiales, Salicaceae.
AUGGCAGAAGCAACUUCAUUGAUUUUGCAAGAUUCUAGAGAAGAUUCAGUAUCUAAUUGUCAAAAACUUUGCAAAAUAGGGAGUGAAGAUAUGAUCAGUAGAUUGCCUGAUGACAUUCUUUGUCACAUCCUCUCGUUUCUCCCAACAAAAUAUGUUAUGGGUACCAGCAUUUUGUCGAAAAGGUGGAUAUACCUCUGGACCAAAGUUUCCAAUUUAGAUUUUGAUGAUACAUUAUUAUAUGAUCGUGAGAAACCUCGUGCAACUGGAGAAAGAAAUGCGGUCUUUGCGAAUUUUAUUAAUAGGUUUUUUAUUCAUUACAAUGUCCAAUCGUUUGUAAAAUUUAAGCUCAAAUUAACUGAAAAGCAUCAUUCUUCCCAUUUAAGUGCAUGGAUUUCUGCUGCAAUUAUGAGUAAUGUUGAGGAGCUUAGUCUUUGCAUACGGUUUGGUCCAGCAUGGUUGCCUGAGAGCCUUUUUAGUUGUGAGAAAUUAUUGGCAUUGAAGCUCCAUGGUGAAAUUGAGUUUAAUAAUCUCGAAUCUGUAUGGUUUCCAAAUCUCAAGGUCCUGCAUCUUAAAUGUCUCCCGAUGCUGGAUAAUACUUGCAUAGCAAUGCUAUUAUCAGGUUCCCCAGUCCUUGAAGAACUGAAAAUUUAUUUGAUUGGACAUGGUUGUAAUCAAUCUGUACAUGUAAGCUCAUCAUCACUGAAACGUUUGAUUAUGCAAUUCCCUAGUGCUGAUUCUCCUUAUGAUGAUAAGGAUUAUAGACGAGUUACUGUUGAUACCCCAAGCCUCGAAUUUCUUAAACUCCAUGAUUAUGCAUCUGAGGAGGUUAACAUGCUGCAGGCAUGCUCGCUAAUACAGGCAGAUAUCUCUGUUGGUUAUCUAAUAGGUAGUUUCACCAUAGAAUUUGAUGAUUACGUAGGUAUGGUGGUUCAGUUUUUGAGACAGAUCUCUGUUGUUAAGGCUUUAAUCCUAUCUGAGGAUCCUAUCCAGUCUGAGAAUGCUUACGGCUGGGACUGGUGUGCCCCAGAAUCUGUGCCGAAAUGCUUGUUGUCAUGCCUUGAGGUGAUUGAAUUUAAAGACUUUAUAGGGGAGGUUCCAGAGAUGGAAAUGGUGGAAUAUUUCUUGAAGAAUGCAAUGGUCUUGAAGAAGAUGAUUGUCUCAUCUGACGUUGUUGGUUUAGAAGAAGAGGUUGUCAAGAAGUUGCAAUUUUUUCCAAGGGGCUCAAGUGCAUGCCAACUUGCAUUUUCUUGA